UCCCAAGGUUCGAGAAAAGUGCAACAGAAUCACUCCAACCUAGCUAUAAAGGAAAACCAACCACCCCUAACCCAUGAAGUGAAAAAAACUACCCCCACCAAGGAAAAAAAAAGGAAAAAAAAAACAAAGGAAAAAAAUUCUUGCCUUAGCCCACUCUCCCUUCUCAACCUUUCUUCUUCACUUCUCCCUCUUGAAGAUCCGUGUGUAUCUCAGUCAUCAUGGUAUAAUGAUGAGCUUGUUCUGAACUUCUGAUCUUUUGUUUUAUCCAUAUCACCUUGCAAGUACAAGGCAUCUUCUUGUAGAGAAAUAAAAUAUAUAUGGCAGUAAAGGAGAGAACUAUGGGGAGUAGUCGUGGGUUGUUUAAGUCCUUGUUUGGAGCACUUGCAUUUGUAGGGUGUGUCUGGCUUUUGCUGGGAGGAGGGAUCCUGGAAAGCGGAGGAGCAAAAACGACAUCAAUGUUAGCAGCUCACUACUCCUUAGAAAAUCUCAAGCACAUGAAGGUGAUCGACAGAGAGAGGCUUGUUAUCCGUCGACAAUUAGAUCUCAACUACAUGAGCAAAAGAAGAGUUCCAAAUGGACCCGAUCCCAUACAUAAUAGGAGAGCUGGGAACUCUAGACAGCCUCCUGGUCAAAGCUUAGGCAGCAGAUAUUGAGAAGCUUCGGAAAAAGAGCGGAAGAUGAGACAAGUUGUCUGCCAUCUUCUAUGUAAUUUCUUAAAAAUGGGACUAUAAAUACUUCUGAAAACAUUGGAGGAAUCCCAGUUUGCAAGGUUCGUUUCUACUUACACGAAUUGUUAUGGCGAUAAAGAAGAGGAAGCUUGUCUCACACAAAAAGUACAUUCAAAAUUAGAAUCCUCAGAAAGAUUAAUCACAGCCUUUGCAGACACUCCACUUUAGUAUUCUUGGUGUUUCUUUAUAAUUUAUUAAUAUCAGAGAGGGAGAGAGAGAUGAUCACCAUCAUCAAUCUUGGCAUGUAAGAGAGACCAAAUAAGAAAAAUACUAUGAGUGCAAAAGUGGAUGGAACAGAAGCCGAUAAAUGUUCUAGCAGCCCCAUGCCUGCAAGCAUGUACGGGGGACAUGUGCUAAACUCUUAUCUAUCAAUCAAUCAUCUCUGGUUUUUGGCUUUGUUCAA
Molecule: messenger RNA, 1131 nt
Organism: Vitis riparia (riverbank grape)
Lineage: Eukaryota; Viridiplantae; Streptophyta; Magnoliopsida; Vitales; Vitaceae
Product: CLAVATA3/ESR (CLE)-related protein 25
Exons: 2
Coding region: 318-653 (111 amino acids)
Source: RefSeq, a predicted model, not a curated record